GAUAUACACAUGGACUUACAUUAUUUUGAGUACUUAAUGUGUGCAAGCAUCUGGCAAUACCUCCUAUACCUAUAUAGCUCCAACGGAACCUUGACUGCGAAUCUGCAGGGCCAAGUUUGCGAUAUUAAUAGAAGUCUGUCGUGUAGAAAAUGACGGGUCACAAAGUAACGUCGGAGGUUUUGGUGGAAAGGGACGCUGACAGGUCGCGCAAAGUGGACAGCACCGACGGGAGCAGCAGUAACAACGCGGUGUCGGCGUUUCUCUUCGAGUAUCCGGCGCACAUGCGUAAGAGCCGCUCGGAAAACGGGCCUCUGGAGUACGACGAGGACGGCGACUUGGUUCUGGAGCGCAACAAAAAGGGCACUAUUUUAAUCGAGCACAGCAUUUCUACCGAGUUGAAGUUGGUCGGCUUGCAAAUUUGGCGCGGGGCGCUUUUACUCGGCGACUACAUUAUCUCGCAUCCACAAGUGUUCCGGGACAAGGUGGUGCUCGAGUUGGGCUCCGGGGUUGGGUUCGACAGUAUUAUAGCCAGUGCGUUUGCCAAGGAAGUCGUUUGUACAGAUGUUGACAUCGGAGGGAUACUCAAGUUGAUUGAAAAAAACUUUGAGAGGAACAGGCAACUCGUCAAUGCCAAAGUUACGGUGACGGAGCUUAAUUUUUUGGACCCAAACUGGAAUGCAACGUUGAAGACAAAAAUCGGCAAAGUCGACGUCAUCAUGGCAGCUGACGUUAUAUACGACGACAAGAUAACGGAUGGAUUUGUCAAGAGUCUGGCGAGGCUGCUGGAUUUGUCAGGUGGUUGCCAAACUUACGUCGCCUUGGAGAAGCGCUACGUGUUUACGAUAUCCGAUUUGGAUUCCGUAGCGCCAAUGUACGAGGAAUUUCUGCGCUGCAUCGAGCGCCACAAGUUGAACUGGUCGAUACAGGAAGUCAAGUUAGACUUUCCCCAGUACUUUGACUACGAAAGGCUCAGUCAGAUGAUCUUAAUGAAGAUCGAGAAGUGUUGAGCAAAGUAUCGUUCAUCCGAAUAAGUGUAAUGUGUGAUCAUUUUUUUUUUUUUUUUUUUUUUU
This is a messenger RNA of Copidosoma floridanum, 1070 nucleotides long. RefSeq names its product methyltransferase-like protein 22. Gene Ontology annotation, molecular function: protein methyltransferase activity. Lineage: Eukaryota; Metazoa; Arthropoda; Insecta; Hymenoptera; Encyrtidae. The record is from RefSeq and is a predicted model, not a curated record. Gene Ontology annotation, cellular component: nucleus. Gene Ontology annotation, biological process: protein methylation.